AUGUCGGCCGUUCUGAACAAUAUAUCGCAAACGGAAGAGCAAAUAGGAAAUAUUGGAAUUACCAAAGUUCACCUCUCUCCUGACUGCACCCAUGCCCGAAUCAGCGUACACAUAGACGGGGAUCAUAAUAGCGUACAAAGAAGUUUGGCUUGGCUUGGUAGACACUCAAAAACCUUGCGCUUCCAAAUGGGCACCAAACUCAACCAUCGCAAACGGGUACCGGUAAUCCAAUUUGUACACGACAAGACAACUGGAUUCAACUUAUUCGACAUUCGUGACAUGAUCAAGGAAGCAACUCAAAAUGAACUAAAUAAUGCUAAUCCAAAAUCUGAUAGUGUACAAGAAAACCCUAUCGACUUUGAUGAAGCGACCAAUAUCGCAACUGAUACCAAUGGAGAUAAUUCAAAUUACCCACAUGAUGAAAAUGAAAAUGGUGAAACAGGUAAGAUGGAUAUUGAUUAUCCGGAUUUAGAAGAUGAAGAUGAUAAAAUGGAUAAUAUGGUCAAUGAUGAGCAACUGGAGGAAUUCCUUUCAGACUUUGACGAGAAACAUGUUAAAGCCGUGCUCGACUCACUAAAAGAUAUAUAA
Messenger RNA from Babesia microti strain RI, 588 nucleotides. RefSeq names its product conserved Plasmodium protein, unknown function. The transcript has 3 exons. Gene Ontology annotation, biological process: rRNA processing. The record is from RefSeq and is a predicted model, not a curated record. Bases 1 to 588 code for a protein of 195 amino acids. NCBI's taxonomy places the organism in Eukaryota, Apicomplexa, Aconoidasida, Piroplasmida, Babesiidae.